UAACUGGUUUCACCCAGAUAGGAAGUUGUAUUUUCCCUUUUGUACAUAUAAGAGGAAGUUUUUUUUUCUAACCGCCGGCUUAGUGCGUUCACAUGCUUCGUCUCCAGAGCUCAGUCUACUCUGUGCUGUGAUAAACAUCUGAGGUCUGAUGGACAUCUACCAGGAGGCUGUGGACUUUCUGGAGUCACAUCAUAUAGCAGUGGAAGCCGAGGCUGAGGUCCUGGAGGAGGAUGUGUUUCAGGAGGAGGCAGUGUCCUGUCCGCUUUCUCCUCUCCACCUGGACAUCUUAGAUCUCCCGGAAACCCCUACCUCUUGUAGCCCAGAGGAAAUGUUCCAGAGGAGGCUGGUGGUCCUUAAAGGCAUCCUGGAGAGUGAGGAGGUUUAUCUGAGAGAGCUGGAGGCCCUGCUGACGCCCAUGAAGGCUCUGUGGGCCUCAGCAGGGACCUCCCAGCCUGUUCUGUCCAGUCGACAGGUCCAGACUGUUUUCUACCAGGUACCUGAGCUCAGAGACAUGCACCAAAGCUUCUCCUCGGCCCUGAAGGCCCGACUGAGCGCACACUGCCAGACCGAGACGAACCACUCAGGCUUUGAACUUGAGGUGGGGGACCUGUUUCUAAAAAUAGUGAACCAGAUUGGGCUGUACGGCGGUUUCAUUGAAAACUACGAGAAAGCCGUUGAAGUUGUUCGAAAGUGCACACAGUCAGACCGUCGCUUCAGGACCCUGGCCCAGAACAUGACAUCCAACGGCCAGGACAAAACUCGGACCAGCUACACCCUUGAAGCUCUGCUUUACAAACCACUGGACAGAGUAACCAAAACAACACUAGUGCUGCUUGACCUCCUGAAGACGACACCAGAGGAGCACGGAGAUUACUCCUCCUUACAGGAAGCUCUGAGAUUGUCUCGCAGCUUCCUGUACGGUGUCAACGAGAGUUCACAGAGCAAACGAGAGGUCACGCUCAGUCCCGGCAUUAGGCGUCAGCUGAUGCGUGACGGCUUUGUGGUGGAUGCAAGUGACGGUGAACGCAGCCUGCGUCACCUCUUCCUCUACACCGACCUCCUGCUGUGCACCAGACUCAAACAUUCAAGCAGAGGGAAGCAGGACCAGUACAGGUUCUGCUGGUUUCUGCCUCUCGGUGGUUUGAGACUGCACUUGGUUACGGAGGAGGAGCGUUCACCGGAAACACACGUUCGCUUAUACUCCAUACGAACCAAGAUGUACCAUCUCAGUCAGCAGCUAAGGCAUCACACAGGGUCAUUGUCAUCUCGGGACAGGAAGAAGCUGGAGCAGAUGGAGCUGAUGCUGCUCACACUUUCACCUGUGUACAGACUGGAGCUGCACAGCCCCAGCGGCAAGAGUCACACUUUCCGUCUCUCGUCCCUGUAUGAACUUGAGGAAUGGAGAGAAGCCAUCCACAAGCUCAUCACAGACAACAUAGAAACCGUCCCUCCAGACCUGCUCACGCUCACCAGUGCAUGUGUGAAACUGAGAAUGACCCAACAGCCACCACUGCACAGCUCAAAGCCCGGGGAGGAUGAGAAGUGUUUGUGUGGGACUCUGAGUGUGGCGAUCCACUCUGCCUGCGGUCUGCUACAACCAGCCUGUGUGUAUGUGUGUGUGGAAGUGGAUGGUUAUGAGUUUUACGAUAAACAAGCUCAGACACACUCAUCAGUCCACAGCCUCAGCCCACACUGGGAACAGGAGCUGUCGUUCCAGGUGGACGGGGCUCGUGAGCUGAGGGUGCUCUGUGUGAGUCAGUCUGACGGAGAGGGUGACACAGUCCUGGGAAAAGCAGCGGUGAAGUUGGAGUCCAAAUCCUUGAAUAAGCGAUGGAGGAGACAGACUCUACACCUGGGCCAGACAGAGCUAACUCUCUCCCUCAAGUACUGUCCCCACCCGCUUGAACCGCCCAGCUCUACAGCUCAAACACAUCCUCUCUUCUGUGUCCCCAUUGAAACUGUGGCUCAGCAGGAGGGGGUUCUGGUUCCUCAUGUGGUUCGCUGCUGUGUGGAGGAGGUGGAGAGUAGAGGCAUGGACGAGGUCGGUAUCUACAGGAUUUCAGGGACCACAAGUGACAUCAACACACUAAAGGCUGCGUUCAACAGCAAUCUGCGUGAAGCCGUCACCAGGCUGAGAAGUUCAGACGUGAACGCCGUCUCUGGAGUCCUCAAACUUUACUUCAGGGAGCUUCCUGAACCGCUCAUUCCCACUGAGCUGUUUCAGAGUCUGGCUGCAGCGCUCGACAUCCAGGACAUCAACUCUCGCCUUGUCAGCAUGUUGUCUCUGCUGCAGUCCUGUCCUGACCCCAACCGACACACUUUCCUCUACCUGCUGCACCACCUGCAAAGAGUUUCUGAGAAGCAAAACGUCAACAAGAUGUCCUGCAUGAACUUAGCGACAGUGUUUGGGCCGAGCCUCUUGCGCCCCCCUAUGGUUGGGCAGGGGCACAGCGGCCCCACAGUGGAUAUUUCCCAGGAGGUGGUGGUGCAGGUCCAAGUGGUUUUCUUCUACCUGCAGUGUAACAACCUCCCUGAAGCUCAGACCUCUCUGCCUCAUGACACAGACGAUGAAGAUGAGACCACCCACAUGUGAGACCACCAUCAGCGUCAGACACUGUGUGGAACUACAGCUCGAAGCAAGGACUCCCUUUAAAUACUCUUAUUUAUUGAUUAAAACAUGGACUACAGGCUGUU
This is a messenger RNA of Labrus mixtus (cuckoo wrasse), 2694 nucleotides long. Its product is annotated as active breakpoint cluster region-related protein. The transcript has 22 exons. Lineage: Eukaryota; Metazoa; Chordata; Actinopteri; Labriformes; Labridae. Bases 149 to 2593 code for a protein of 814 amino acids. Gene Ontology annotation, cellular component: membrane. Gene Ontology annotation, biological process: positive regulation of GTPase activity; intracellular signal transduction. The record is from RefSeq and is a predicted model, not a curated record. Gene Ontology annotation, molecular function: guanyl-nucleotide exchange factor activity; GTPase activator activity.